This is a messenger RNA of Hippoglossus stenolepis (Pacific halibut), 1938 nucleotides long. Its product is annotated as mucin-5AC-like. The record is from RefSeq and is a predicted model, not a curated record. The coding region runs from base 1 to 1938 and encodes 645 amino acids. NCBI's taxonomy places the organism in Eukaryota, Metazoa, Chordata, Actinopteri, Pleuronectiformes, Pleuronectidae. The transcript is spliced from 10 exons.
AUGGCAACCAUAUUAAGAACGCGCAACAACCGCGGCAACUACAGCUACGCAAUCAUGGCAACACAGCUACAACUGCGCUGCAACUGCAGCACCGACAGCUACAACCGCGGCAACGACAGUUACAACUGCGCACCGACAGCUACAACUGGGCGCAAUCAGCUACAACUGCCGGGCACCGACAGCUACAACCGCGGCACCGGACAGCUGCAAUGGCGGCAACUACAGCUGGCAGAACCGCCAACAACAACUGCAACCCCAGCCCCAACAACAACAACAACUACAACUGCGGCAACAACAACUACAACCCCAGCCACAACAAUAACUACAACUGCUGCACCAACAGCUACAACAGCGGCACCAACAGUUACAACUGCGGUACCAACAGCUACAACUGCGGCACCAACAGCUACAUCUGCGGCACCAACAGCUACAACUGCGGCACCAACAGCUACAACUGCGGCACCAACAGCUACAACUACGGCACCAACAGCUACAACUGCGGUACCAACAGCUACAACUGCAGCAACAACAACUACAACUGUGGCUCCUCAACCUACUUACACUGUCUCAGUGGGCUUGACUGAUGAGCCAUUUACUGACGAGCUCAAAAACCCAGAAAGCAGUCAAUACAAAGAUCUUGAACAAAAACUCGUAGGGCCGUGCAACACAAUAUACAAGAACAAAUUUGGUAAUAAGUUCGACAAGUGCAGUGUGAAAGAGUUCAGGCAACCACUAACUAGAGCAAAUGGAGUUGUUGCAGAUUUGAACAUUGCGUUCAGUACGAAUUCUACCACUUCAGAACUCCCAGAGAAUGGUGCUGUUGCUGAAACCUUAGUAUCAGCUGUAAAUAAUUCCAACAGCCCCUUCAACGUGACGAUAGAUUCCAGCACAAUCACUCUAAUUGCUGCACAAACUACCACUGCACCAACUACAGCUGCACCUACUACCGCUGCACCUACAACCGCUGCACCUACAACCGCUGCACCAACUACUGCAGCACCAACUACCCCUGCACCUACAACAGCUGCACCUACUACCGCUGCACCUACUACCGCUGCACCAACUACCGCAGCACCUACUACCGCUGCACCUACUACCGCUGCACCUACAACAGCUGCACCAACUACCGCUGCACCAACUACCGCAGCACCAACUACCGCUGCACCUACUACCGCUGCACCUACAACAGCUGCACCAACUACCGCUGCACCAACUACCGCUGCACCUACAACCGCUGCACCUACUACCGCAGCACCAACUACCGCUGCACCUACAACCGCUGCACCUACAACAGCUGCACCAACUACCGCUGCACCAACCCCUACAACAAAUACAACACCAACCCCUACAACAACUACAACACCAACCCCUACAACAUGCAACACAAUAUACAAGAACAAAUUUGGUAAUAAGUUCGACAAGUGCAGUGUGAAAGAGUUCAGAAAUGGAUCAAUCUUCAAUACUUUGGUUCUCGUCUUCAGCGGUGCUGUUCCUAACAACACUGCGAUUGCAGACGUUUUGCUAAAUGCAGCUUCAUCAGUCACCAGCUUCAACAUUGAAGCCAGCUCCAUCACCGUGGAUGGCAUAGCUUCAUCAGUCAACGGCUUCGACAUUGAAGGCAGCUCCAUCACCGUGGAUGGCAUAGUCAGCUGUCUUUCAGUGACGCGCAUAACGCAAGCUUUCGCUCACCUAGUUUAUUUCACAUCGGUUUCAUCUCGAUGUCGGAUCCUGACAAUGAUGAUUCCCCAAGAGGUUCGGACCCAGCAUCCAAGAGAUCGUUCAAUCCUACGGAUCGUCGUGGCAGGAGCCUUCGCCGAGCGAACCCGACGAGUCUCCCACGGGGAGGCCGAUUCCUCAUCGCUCAGCUUCAACAUCGCGGCAUCAUGCCAGUUUCAGGCCGGCCUCCUUCUCGGCUCCGUAACCCAGCGGUUCAAGUAA